This is a messenger RNA of Hordeum vulgare subsp. vulgare (domesticated barley), 1714 nucleotides long. RefSeq names its product BTB/POZ and MATH domain-containing protein 1-like. Bases 331 to 1452 code for a protein of 373 amino acids. NCBI's taxonomy places the organism in Eukaryota, Viridiplantae, Streptophyta, Magnoliopsida, Poales, Poaceae. Gene Ontology annotation, biological process: protein ubiquitination. The record is from RefSeq and is a predicted model, not a curated record. Gene Ontology annotation, molecular function: protein binding. The transcript is spliced from 2 exons.
ACUCUGCUCUUCUACCUCUUUAGCACUUCUCUUCGCCCUCCUUACUCUCUCAUCUCUUGUCCAGAGCAUUGACUUGCCCAGAUUGGUCCGCAUCGCAGAAGCUGGGACACCAGCCGACUCGCCUCGGUCUCGUCAUCUCCUCUGUUGGCGCAACGCCGAAGCAAGGCCUCGCCCACGUAGCGGCGCCACGAAGCACGUCGCCAGCGGACCAGUUCUGCUCUGGUGGCACAGCCAGUCGUCCUUUGGCUCCUUCGUCCGCAGGCCUUGCACGAAACGUUAAAUUUACCGCACAAGAGAAGCUUCAACUGUGACCACUCUCAGGCCUUCACCAUGGAAAAGGCCUGCACAAACCUCACCGAUGUCGUGCGCUCAGUGCGUCUGCUCAAGUUCAAGGGCUAUAGCUUGACCACAGACAUCAGCAGCGACCAUUGCUUUAAAUCCAGAUGGAAAGUCGAUGGGUAUGAGUGGGAAAUCCGUAUAUAUCCAAGGGCCGGGAAUCCCAAUCGUAUGAAUGUUAGAUGUGUGACGCUACACCUUAUCUUCCUCAGUGAAGCCCGCGCGGGUGCUGUUAGGACGAUACUGCGCUGCUGCUUGGUAGAUCCAAGAGGAGUAUUUAAACCAUCUAGAGAAGAUCGUCGGUCUCUAACGUUCAGAAAGCCCCAAGACACCUCGUAUACAGUUGUUCUGAUGAAUGAAGAUGAGUUUGAAGCAUCGGGUUAUGUCAAGGAUGAUUCUUUUACCGUGCAAUGCACCCUUGACGUUCUCAAGGAACUACCAGAUGUAACAGCCCCACUUGAAGAACUGCAUCUGCCAUCAUCUAACUUGCACCUGCAAUUUGCUGACCUUCUUGAGAGCGAGACCGGAGCAGACGUCAUGUUUCUCGUGUCCGGCCAAUCCUUCGCUGCGCACAAGCUCAUCCUCGCUGCAAGGUCCCCUGUCUUCAUGGCUGAGUUCUUUGGAAACAUGAAGGAGAAGUCCUCGCAGAGUGUGGAGAUCGAGGACAUGGAGGGUGAGGUGUUCAAGGCCCUUCUUCAGUUCAUCUACACCGACGCUGUGCCGGAAUUCAGACAGCAGGCGGAGGUGGACGCGGAUGCCGUCUACACCGACUCUGUUCCAGAGUUCGAACAGCAGGAGGACGUGGUUGCGGAGGCGGCGACGGUGAUGGCUCAGCAUCUGCUUGCUGCUGCUGACAGGUAUGGACUGGACAGGCUCAAGCUCAUCUGCGCCCGCGAGCUCUCUGGUGGCAUCAACGUCGACACGGCAGCGACAGCUUUGGCUUUAGCCGAGCAGCACAACUGCCCGGAGCUAAAGGCGAGGUGUGUUGAUUUCAUUAUCAGAACCUCUGCCGCUCUUGAUGAUGUGUUGGCGACGGAGGGUUUUAAACACCUCGAGGCAAGCUGCCCACUGGUGGUGAUUGACCUUCUCAAGACCGCGCGUGGGAGAAAAACUUGAGGCGUCGCAGGGCCAAGGUUUGAUGGUCCAUGGUAUUGUAUCUGUUUGAAGUCUACUAGUACUACCAUAUGUCGUCUUUCAAUAAAAUUUAAAACCUGCCUAUGUACCUCUGUAUAUGCUUUGGGCAUCUAUUUACUUACAUUUCCACCUCCUUCGAUGUAAUUUUGUGCUAAAUGGUCUACAGUGGAUUUGUGCUCGUUGAUGGAGAGAAUUGACAAGGUGAUACUGACAUGAAUGUGAGCAAACAUGAUUGUCCCAUCUA